Molecule: messenger RNA, 2824 nt
Organism: Amborella trichopoda
Lineage: Eukaryota; Viridiplantae; Streptophyta; Magnoliopsida; Amborellales; Amborellaceae
Biological process (GO): attachment of GPI anchor to protein
Cellular component (GO): membrane; GPI-anchor transamidase complex
Source: RefSeq, a predicted model, not a curated record
GUUUCCUGGUUCUUGGUUAUUUGAGCCAUUUUGGUUAUUUCAAUUCCUUCUUAUUUAAUAUUUUUGUUACCGAUCUAUGGUUACUUGAUUUGAUCCUUUCUGACUGGAGUUUAUCAUAUUCGUUCUUUUGUUUUUCAACUUCUAGAAUUUGCUUUUUUGAGUCGUUCCAACAAUGACUUCAGCAAAGUGUUAACAAAACAAAGAGAUAAAAAUACUGGAAAAGCAGCAAAUGAAUGCAACUUGUGGCUAUUUUUUAUGUUUUUUGAAAAACUACAAGAGUUUCUCAAUGCAUACGGUGUGGGAGUUUUUUUCAUGAGUAGAUAACUAUAUGAAUAUUACUUUUUUGUUAUUUUAUGUUGGGGUUUGUUGAAUUUUACUUAGCUCCAAUUAUAAAUUCUGUAGCUGCCAUGCUUGUUUUGUUACCUUUCUUUUUUUAAUGAAUAAUGCUUAUGGGUUUAUUUUUUCUAAGAUAUACAACUUGAUGUGGGUUUGUUUAUAUCUUUUUAUGCGAACACGAUGUGCAUGAAUUACUCAACAUUUUCGUUUUCUUAUUACUUUUGGUUAUUUUUGUAUUUGGGUUUUUGACUAUUUUCUUUGCGAUAUAUUGCUAAUCUUGCUUCCUAUUUGUGAAUAAAAUGUUGAAUUUUACUGGAAAUGAGAAUAAUCUUGCUUACUUUUUUUGUGAUUUUUGUUUUUGGGUUUGUUGAGUUUUACUUAGCUCCAAUUAUGAAUUAUGAAUGCUGUAGCUACCAUGCUCAUUUUGUUACCUUUCUUUUUUAAGAAUAAUGCUUAUGGGUUCAUGAAAUCUGAUAUAUUUUUUCUAAGAUAUACAACCAUGAUGUGGGUUUGUUUUUAUGUCAUAACAGAAAACCCCUAUUGUCACAUCAUAAAAGUGAAAGGGUGAGUGAGCGUGAGACAGAGAGUAGUUGCUAACGGUAGGAAAGAGACGACAGUACGAGAUGAGGAGGAUGGUUUUUUUUAUCAUGUGCACCAAAUUCCAUGCAAUAUUUUUGGGUUAAAUGGUGGCAACUGGCCAGGUUUGGAUUGGUACUUUACUUUUAGGACGCAUUGGGUCCUAGGUUGGCAUCAACCAUGUUUCCCGGCGCAUUGGGUAGGGGUCGGUACAGGUGGCAACGGGUCGGGUUAUAUUUAAAUAUAUUUUAUAUAUUGGGAUCCGAAAAAUAUUAUUAGAUUUGGACUUGGACAUGGAUCUAACCGGAUUAGAGCGAACUGGUAGCUAAACUCGAAUAAUGUUUGGGUCCAAGAUUUAGACCCGGAUAUGACUGUUGAGUCCAAUUUUUUGACCAAUACCCAAACUUGGAUCGGGUCUAUUCCUCAGGUCUAGGCUGGGUCUGGGUCCAUUACCACCCUUUACGGGUUGGAUAAUGACCUAGCCCAAGGGUUCGUAUUUAGAAAAUCAACAUAACCAUAAGUAAUGGUAUUUCCCAAGAAAUCCGAGUCAGAUUUCUAUCCUGAAAGGUUUGGAACCAGCAGAAACAAAUCUUAAAGAGAGCAUGGUUGGGGUAUGAUCUGAAGAAAGUCUAGGUAAAGCUAGAACAAAAGCCAAAGGAAAUACAUCUACGCAAUCCACGAAGAUUAAAAAUCUAUCCAGUUUGUACAUGGAUAGAUUAGUAGUACUAUAAUUCGACCACGUAAAGAUCGUCCCAAAAAUAAGAAGAUCAAACAUGAAAUGGCUUUCAAUAAAUCUAUUGAAUAUCCUCGUAGCCGAAUUUAAGGAUCAUUGAGGAUCAUAACAAUCAUUCUUCUACACGUGCCGUUAACUCAACGGGCAUCAUAACAGCUCCUCAUGGUGAUGGAAAGGAAGCAAUUGUGUUAGUUUCACAUUACAAUUCAGAUAAAAUGGAACCAAGUGAUGCCCUAUCAGUAAGCCUUGCUUACUCAAUAUUCUGCCUCCUUGGCCGAGCUGCACGGCUUGCCAAAGAUAUUGUGUGGCUAGCAGCUGAUUCAAAAUUUGGAGAAUAUGCUUCAGUUGCAGAAUGGCUCAAACAGUACCAUGAUCCAGUAUUUAUCAGAAAGAAAUUAAAUUUUCACCCAGUUGAUGGGGAUAUUCUGUUUCUGAGGGGCAUUUCAGAGGACUUUAAACGUGCUGGCACUAUGGCAGCUGCAAUUGUCUUUAAGGUUUUAGAAACAUCACAGGGGACUGGGACGGAUAAUGUUAAUAUAUGUGCAGAGUCUUCUAAUGGCCAGAUGCCAAAUCUGGACCUCAUUAAUAUCGUGCAUUAUUUGGCAGUUCAUAGGCAUGGAUUGCAUGUUGAAGUGGGGAAGUUAUCUUUUUUACUUAAUUCUCUAUGGCUAAAGGUGGUUGGCAAAUUUCUAGAAGGAGUGAGCAACAUUGCAGGAGGCUUAAACCCUAAGUGGAGAUUUGCGCUUCCUGUACUGGAUUAUGUUGAAGGGAUAGCUGUCCUUGCAAGCUCAGUAUAUCACCAGGCCCUUGGUGUGCCCACCGUUCCUCAUGGUGCUUUUCGAGACUACCAAAUCGAUGCUAUUACCCUUGAGAUAUCACCGAGAGUCUCUUUGAACAGUGAGAUAGCCUGCUCUUCUUUUCUUGUGAGAGUUGGCAGGUUAGUUUCUAGUAUUCUUUUAGCUCUUAAACUUUCCUGUUAUGUGACAGUAUUUUGUUAAAGUUUUUUUUUUUGGAUAAAUGUAUUUUGUUGAAGUUGCAGCGCAUUAUUUUUUAUUUGUCUCACAUUAGCGUUGAGAUAGUUAAAGUUGAUCUGCUAUGAAACUCCAAGUUUAAUGCUCAUGUUUUUUCUCUUUCUUGAUUUGUAAUUGUGAUCUACAUAGAGCCUCUUUGGUGGUGAGA